Xenopus laevis (African clawed frog) is the source of this 1172-nucleotide messenger RNA. RefSeq names its product 15-hydroxyprostaglandin dehydrogenase S homeolog (gene hpgd.S). Gene Ontology annotation, cellular component: cytoplasm. Gene Ontology annotation, molecular function: 15-hydroxyprostaglandin dehydrogenase (NAD+) activity; 15-hydroxyicosatetraenoate dehydrogenase activity; oxidoreductase activity, acting on the CH-OH group of donors, NAD or NADP as acceptor. Bases 244 to 1038 code for a protein of 264 amino acids. The record is from RefSeq and is a predicted model, not a curated record. Gene Ontology annotation, biological process: prostaglandin metabolic process. The transcript has 7 exons. Lineage: Eukaryota; Metazoa; Chordata; Amphibia; Anura; Pipidae.
GCCCACUUGUAGAGAGAGUGAAGGAAAGGAAAACAGACAGAUAACACACACACUACUAGCUCCAGGAAGGGGGGGAGAAGAACACAAAAAGCUCAGAGAUGAGGCUUGGUCACACACACGGCUUGGAAGGUUACAGCUGAGAAACAAACAACAUCCUCCCUUCUGGGCUGUACUUGAAGCCUGGGACCUUGUAUCAAGCAGGGGGAACACGUUGAGCCAGAGGCAUCAGUGGGAGCAGCUAUUAUGUAUGCCAACGGAAAAGUGGCUCUGGUGACUGGAGCAGCUCAAGGCAUUGGCAGGGCUAUGGUGGAAGAACUUCUGCAGAAAGGGGCUGUGUUGGCUCUAGUAGAUCAAAAUUGCAUAGCAGGUGACUUGUGCAAAGCUUCCUUGGAUGAACAGUAUGGAAGUCAUAGGACAUUGUUUAUCCAGUGUGACGUCACAGAUCAGGAGCAGCUAAAAGAUGCUUUUCGGAAGACAGUGGAACAUUUUGGAAGGUUAGACAUACUUGUCAACAACGCCGGUGUGAAUAAUGAAAAGGACUGGGAAAAAACAAUUGAAGUUAAUUUGACUUCAGUUAUUCGAGGAACCUAUCUUGGAUUAGAAAUUAUGAGAAAAAACAAUGGAGGUCAUGGAGGAGUAAUAAUCAACAUAUCAUCUCUGGCUGGUCUUACACCUGCUGCCUAUCAACCAGUUUACUCGGCUUCAAAACAUGGGGUUAUUGGAUUUACACGAUCAAUAGCUGCCCUAGCUUCCAUUGGAAAUUAUGGAGUACGGAUUAAUUCUGUCUGCCCAGCCUUUGUUGACACACCACUUCUAGAAUCUAUUGAAAAGGAAGAAAACAUGGGGGAAUUGUUCAAGUACAAAGAUAGAAUAAAAGAUAUGAUGAAAUGCUAUGGAGUUUUAGAUCCAUCACUUAUUGCCAAAGGAAUGAUAGAUCUUAUAGAAGACGAUGCGUCCAAUGGGGCCGUAAUGAAAAUUACAACUUCCCGGGGGAUUCACUUUGAAGAAUUUGGGGUCCAACAAAAGACAAAAAUAUAAAAGUAUUUUUGAAACAAACUUAACUGACAUUGUCUUAGAGUGUUGUUUACUAAGCUCCGAAUACCAGAUAUUCCCUGAAAUCCGAAAAAUUCAUGAUUUUUUUUUUUAUAAAUUUUUCGGAAUUUAUUAAAAAG